UCUUUUUGCAAAUUGCUAGAGUUUGACACCCCAUUCGUCAAACGCUCACAGCUGACCCACCGGCAAAAGCACUGGAGGAGAAGUAACGUAGGACGGAGUAGUAGGAUGCUCUCACAAAAUUGGAGGUCUCGUGCCAGUCAUCUAGCGCUGGUUGACAUGGGCGGGUGAUGAGCCUUGACCGACGAGUUACUACCGGGAUUACUAUGACGGAAUUCCUUUCUGUGAAGACUAAUUGCAUAAAACAUCUUAAGUGUUCUUUUAAGGAAUAACUUCCUCAUACCUAAGGGUGUUGCAUAGAGCGCCUCAAACAUUUCCUUAAGUAAGGACAUAAUUUAAGGGUUUUACGGUAGUUUGAAGGCAGGUACGGCAAGAAAGACUCCGGUUACCAUGGAGACGACUUGAAACACUUACUGAAGGACGGCUACAGGAGCUCAGAGAGACAUGGAGUUCAGGGAUCUAACGGCCAGGGCCGGACUCUGGUAUGAAAACUUCAUGAAGAAUGCAGACCCCAGGACAGAGGACUGGUUUCUCAUGUCAUCGCCGCUCCCCCAAACCAUAAUAAUCGUGGCGUACAUCUACUUUGUCACCCGGCUGGGGCCCAGACUCAUGGAGAACCGCAAGGCUUUCCAACUCAAAGAAAUUCUCAUUUUCUACAACUUCAGCGUGGUUGCCUUGUCCCUCUACAUGUGCUAUGAGUAUGUGAUGUCGGGCUGGGGGACAGGCUACACGUUCCACUGCGACCUAGUGGACUACUCGGACUCGCCGCAGGCAUUGAGGGUAAGAGCGGUAGACUGUGACUGCAACCUGCUCUACAGUACAGGAAGACAUCUUCAAACUACUAGUUCUGAUGGCUGGGACAUGUUGGCUCUACUACUUCUCAAAGUUCAUAGAGAUGUUGGACACAAUCUUCUUUGUUCUGAGGAAGAAGAACAGUCAGGUUACGUUCCUCCAUGUCUAUCAUCACUCUAUCAUGCCCUUUACCUGGUGGUUUGGGGUCCGGUUCGCUCCAGGUGGCCAGGGGACAUUCCAUGCCCUGUUGAACUGUGUGGUCCAUGUCAUCAUGUACUCCUACUACGGCUUGUCUGCCCUGGGCCCCGCCUACCAGAAGUACCUCUGGUGGAAGAAGUACCUCACCACCAUUCAGCUGAUCCAGUUUGUGAUUGUUACCACCCACAUCUGGCAGUACUUCUUCAUGAAGGACUGUCCCUACCAGUUCCCCAUCUUCAUCUACAUCAUUGGCCUCUAUGGCCUGGUCUUCCUCCUCCUCUUCCUCAACUUCUGGUACCACGCCUACACCAAGGGCAAGAGGCUUCCCAAGGUACUUCAGGCCAAAACCUGGGCCCACCCCUACAACAAAACCAACGGCGAAAUAACCAACGGGAAUGGUUUCCACUGUGACAAGGAUAAGUGACAGGAGAUCAGUCAAUCAGGAUCAAGGGUUGAUCUCAUUUGAAUAUGAGCCUAUUCAUGAACUGAAAUUAGACAUGGAAUUUAGAAUUUAGAGUACUGGGGUGUAUUCACUAGGAACCAAACGGAUAGGUACCUACGUGAAUUUGUCUAAUAGAAACGGUAUUUUUCCAUUUGGCGUAAACGGUUUCCAUUGCAACAUUUUUUUGGACUAAUGAUUUCAUCCCAGGUUAGGUAUGCAGGAGAUUUGUUUUCCAAUAUAAAAGUCAGUGCACUAUUGAACUCAAAGAGAAUUGACCCCUCACCUCUGGACCUUCUGAUAUUUUCUUCUGAUAUUUUCUCUCUGCUACAGCAAUCUCUCAGAGUUAUGAACCAAAGCUCUACUGGACUUUUUGUAUUAGAUAUUUUACAUUUUUAUACCUGUGCUUUUCUUUCCUGUUCAGGGUGAAAGCACAAGUUGAGUGUUAUUUUAAAUUUUUAUAAACCGAUUGUUGAUGUUAGACGUGCGUUAGGUUAGCCAAUGUUGGGGCAGUUCAGUAGCUUUGUCCCACCAGCCCAAAUUACCUUUGCCGUUUAGAGUUGGUGCUGAACCUCUCUAGCUUAGGCUGUAGAAGUCAGCUUUAUAAUGUGACCUUGAUUUCAGCUGGUUUCUAUAUUUCAAUACCUGUACUUUAAAAAAUAAUUGUAAUACAUUUUCUAUGCAUUUAAUUGUAAACAAUUUGUAUAUUCUGCUAGCAGGAUUUUCUCUGUCUUGAGUAUGUGAGCCAUCCUCCAUAGUUGAGGCCUGAUGUAUUUCCUGGGUCUGGUCACAUGGCUGGGAAAAACUCUGGGCCCUACCCAUAGUAUACCUGUAAUGGUGGAAGGAUACAGGAUAACCAUUUUGCCAGUAAGAACUGAUGUUUACAUGUAUACUGAGUGGAGGUUAUCGGUGUUGACCCCCCCCCCCCACACACACACACACCUUUUCAUCAAUUCUGCACCCAUUUCUCUCUGGUUUGAGUCACAGCCUCUACUGGUGCUGAGAAACUUUGGAAGCCAACCUGCUCCUACUGUUAAAGAGCUGUAGGCCUACUUGAAUCUCAUUGAAAUCUGUCUGUAUUAUGUCCAACAGAAGUGACGGUGUGACAUUUGAAACCAGAGAGAAAAGUGUAGCACUGUCCUUGCAGGAACCGGAGCAGAGUGCACCUUUCGCUUUCGCUCUGUCGCAAGCAAAGAACGCCACAUUUAAAAAAAUAUAUAUAAAAAAACUGUAGCCAUUGUUUACCACUGCAUGCAUAUUUGUUUUGUAUCCACUCUUCCAAAUUGAGUUCAGUCCUUAUGCCAUGCGUAUGACAGUCAGUAUGCUUUCUCACUGGGUGUGUUCACAUUUGGUUUUCGCCUCCGAGCUCUGCUCAACUGGUGAUUGAGGACACAGCAUUAGCUAGGUGUAGGAUGGGCCUCCACAGGUGAAGUAAAACCCCAGUGCCUGGGGUGUAGGCUGAGUCCAAUAAGCAACAGCGAUCUAGCUGAUUUUAAAUGUAUUUGCUGAUGUUAGCUCUAGUGUGAGUGUGUUAUUCACCAUGGGGUACUGUUCAGUGCCUUUGUCUAAGCCCCUCCAGCCAUGAUGCCGCUAAUUCUGUAUAAAAACAGUCGUGUAAAGUAAUUUUUGUAUUUAUAUAAAAAUAAAUGCUGUUUUAUACAUCA
Messenger RNA from Oncorhynchus masou masou (cherry salmon), 3090 nucleotides. Its product is annotated as very long chain fatty acid elongase 7-like. NCBI's taxonomy places the organism in Eukaryota, Metazoa, Chordata, Actinopteri, Salmoniformes, Salmonidae. The coding region runs from base 442 to 1398 and encodes 318 amino acids. The record is from RefSeq and is a predicted model, not a curated record. The transcript is spliced from 9 exons. Gene Ontology annotation, biological process: very long-chain fatty acid biosynthetic process; fatty acid elongation, monounsaturated fatty acid; sphingolipid biosynthetic process. Gene Ontology annotation, cellular component: endoplasmic reticulum; endoplasmic reticulum membrane. Gene Ontology annotation, molecular function: fatty acid elongase activity.